This is a messenger RNA of Ostrinia nubilalis (European corn borer), 571 nucleotides long. It is a transcript of the gene Snapin, whose product is annotated as SNAPIN protein homolog. Gene Ontology annotation, cellular component: BLOC-1 complex; synaptic vesicle; BORC complex. Gene Ontology annotation, biological process: intracellular protein transport; regulation of synaptic vesicle exocytosis; endosome to lysosome transport. Gene Ontology annotation, molecular function: SNARE binding. NCBI's taxonomy places the organism in Eukaryota, Metazoa, Arthropoda, Insecta, Lepidoptera, Crambidae. The record is from RefSeq and is a predicted model, not a curated record. The transcript has 3 exons. Bases 122 to 571 code for a protein of 149 amino acids.
CAGCUGACAUUGACAGUUGCGUGGAACAGCUGCUUUGUUGUAAAAUAAUCACCUUCGAAUAUUUUAUCAACUAACGACUUCUCCUAUCAUUAGCAAUGAAGGUUUGAGUAUCGUGCGCGCGAUGGACGACACAGAGAGCACCACCACAUCGGCUGACGAGAACACUGGCAACUUGUGCGACAACCCGACACGGGAUACCUUAGCCGAAGGCCUACUAGGCCUCCUGAAGCCAACGGUUGACCAACUAGACGAUAGAGUAAGAGCUACUAGGAUUUCACAACUGGAAUUGAAGCAGCAGAUUGAUUCUUUGAACGAAGAGCUUCAGAAGGUGCGAGAGGCGCUCAACAACCACCCUGAUUUGGACCCUUAUGUUAAGAAAUUGAUCGCCUGCAAACACAAAGUGACUGUUGUACUUAAUGUCUUACAAGCCUCACAAGAUAGACUGAAUGAGAUUAGACGCACAAUUAAUAAAGAAAAAAGUGUUCGUCCUACAGUAAUAUCGGAACCAGUGCCUCAAGAACCUGAGCAAAGCACUAGUGGAGUCAUAUCAGAGAGAGGGAGCAUCAACUGA